AUGCUAAACUUUAUUAAUGUCAUUUAUCAAGAAUGUCGUAAAGGAGCUUGUCGUGUAACAUACACAGAAUCAGCAGCAACAACAACAAAAAAUCAAAAUAAUAUUGCAAUUAUUAAACCAUAUCCACGUUCUUCACAAAGAAAGGAUUUACCAUCAACGCUUGAAUCGGAGCAUAUGGCAACAAAUGUUGUUACGAAUGAUGAUGAUGUACAAAUUCCACCUCGUAGUAUUAAUGAAACAGGGGCGGUAGCCACUUCACCACCACCAACUGCCGUUCAACAACAUCCACAAGAACCAAACGACGAAGAAAAAGGUGAAUUAUCUUCAAAAGAACGUCGUCGUAUAGAAAAUUUAGCUAAACGUAAAAAAACUGGUUCAGAUUUUUAUUCAACGCAUAAUGCUAAAAAUCGUCCACGAAAUAAACAUGAACCAAAUAGUGGUGGUCAAAAUGAACAAGGAUUUCGCGGACAUACAAAAAAAAAGAAAAAGUCUUAA
Molecule: messenger RNA, 495 nt
Organism: Didymodactylos carnosus
Lineage: Eukaryota; Metazoa; Rotifera; Eurotatoria; Philodinida; Philodinidae
Source: the annotation of a GenBank genome assembly